Racocetra persica is the source of this 309-nucleotide messenger RNA. The record is from the annotation of a GenBank genome assembly. NCBI's taxonomy places the organism in Eukaryota, Fungi, Glomeromycota, Glomeromycetes, Diversisporales, Gigasporaceae.
AAAAUACCCCAACGAGUAAUAUUAUAUGGAAAAGCAUUGAGGAGGCGCAACUUAAGAUAAUAAGAGAGGCAAUACGUAUUCGCUACAAAAAAGAUAGCAAGCUAGUUAGUGAAUAUAUCACAUAUGUAAAAAAUUUGCGUCAAGAGAAUAAUCCUGAUGAAUAUGUAAAAUCAACUGCUAUUAUGUUAUUUCCAAAUGAGGAUACCUAUGAAAGAAGAAUGAGUAGAUAUCGAAAAUGGUAUCAAGAAGAGCGUCCUAUGACAGAAGAAGAAAUUAGUAAAACAAUAGAAGAGCUAAUAGCAGACGAAG